Messenger RNA from Trachemys scripta elegans, 1877 nucleotides. Its product is annotated as putative protein PTGES3L. Gene Ontology annotation, biological process: regulation of translational fidelity; protein folding; chaperone-mediated protein complex assembly. Lineage: Eukaryota; Metazoa; Chordata; Testudines; Emydidae. Gene Ontology annotation, molecular function: Hsp90 protein binding; aminoacyl-tRNA ligase activity; protein-folding chaperone binding. Bases 147 to 1772 code for a protein of 541 amino acids. The record is from RefSeq and is a predicted model, not a curated record. The transcript is spliced from 17 exons. Gene Ontology annotation, cellular component: cytosol; nucleus.
CGCCGGGCUGGGAAGGAGCCGGGUCCCCGCGGGGCUCGGGCCGGGCGCAGCGUGUCCCUGACGGGCGCUGACAGCUGAAGCGGCCCGAGCUCCGCCCGCAGCCCGAAAUAGCGGCGGGCGGCGCCGCCUCCAGAGCGAGCCCGGCCAUGGCGAGGCAACCUGCAAAAACGCUGUGGUACGACCGCCCCUGGUACGUCUUCCUGGAGUUCUGCGUGGAGGACAGCACAGACGUUAAAGUCGACAUUGAAGACCACCUGGUGGUGUUCAGCUGUAAAAAUGCAGACGGCGUGGAGAUGUACAACGAGAUCAAUCUGUACGCCAGGGUGAACGCCAAAGACUCGCAGCAGAAGCGCUCUGACCGCUCCAUCACCUGCUUCAUAAGGAAGUGGAAGGAGAAGGUGGCAUGGCCGCGCCUCACCAAGGAGAACAUCAAGCCCGUCUGGCUGUUUGUGGACUUCGAUAACUGGCGAGACUGGGAAGGGGAUGAGGAGGCAGAAAUGGCCAUGACUGAGCAGUAUGCAGAGCUUCUGCAGAAGGUCACUGUUAAAGGCACACCCCCUGCAAUGGACGACCUUGAUUUCACCACCAGGGUCGCGUCGUGCGGCCCCGCGGAGCUGCCGGCCGAGGGCGGCGCGAAGGAGCCGCUGCGGGGCUUCCAGGUGGUGCUGGAGGACACGAUUCUCUUCCCCGAGGGCGGGGGCCAGCCCGACGACCGGGGACUGAUCGAGGACAUCCCCGUGCUCCGCGUGACCCGGCAGGGCCCGGCCGCUGUCCACUUCGUGCAGACGCCGCUGGAGCCGGGCCGCGAGGUGCUGCUGACGCUGGACUGGGACAGGCGGUUUGACCACAUGCAGCAGCACUCAGGGCAGCAUCUCAUCACUGCCCUUGCAGAUCUGAUGUUUGGAUUCAAAACAACUUCAUGGGAGCUAGGCCAUCAGCGCACUGUCAUCGAGCUGGACACGCCCUCUGUGACAGCAGAACAGGUGGUGGCCCUAGAGGAGAACGUGAAUGAGAAAAUCCGGGCCCGUAUUCCUGUGGUGGUGAGGGAGCACUCUGAGGAUGACCCAGAGAUCAAGACGGUGAGAAGCCGCGGUUUGCCAGAUAACCACACAGGGCCAGUGCGCAUCAUAAGCAUCGAGGGCAUAGACGACAACAUGUGCUGCGGGACUCAUGUCUCCAACUUAAGUGACCUGCAGGUUAUUAAACUCCUUGGCACAGAAAAGGGAAAAAAGAACAAAACCAACUUGGUCUUCCUGGCAGGAAAUCGAGUAUUGAAGUCUGUCGAGCGAAGUCACGGCACUGAGAAGGCACUAACCUUGCUGCUUAAAAAUGGAGCAGAGGAGCACGUGGAGGCUGUGAAGAGGCUGCAGAAUUCUGUGAAGCUGCUUCAGAAGAACAACUUGAACUUGCUUAGAGACCUCGCCGUUUUGACAGCACAGAACUUCAAAAGCAAUCCGGUCCGAGGCCGAGUGUUUGUGUUACACAGGAAAGACGGUGACUCUGAGUUCAUGAAUAUCAUCGCCAAUGAGAUCGGGACAGAGGACACCCUGCUCUUCCUGACCGUGGGAGACGAGAAGGCAGCUGGGCUCUUCCUCCUGGCUGGGCCCAGUGAAGUGGUUGAAAAAUUAGGCCCCAGAGUGGCGGAACUGCUGGAAGGCAAAGGAGCCGGGAAACGGGACCGCUUCCAAGGCAAGGCGACCAGGAUGAGCAGGCGAGCAGAGGUGCAGGCCCUGCUCCAGGACUUCAUUGGCCACCAGACCCUGGAGGAGUAAGGACCAGCCCUCGCCAGAGGAUUCCCCCAUCUGCUGCUCAGUGACCUGGGACGACAGGGUCACUUGCUGACUCCCUCUAGACGAAUAAAAGUUGUGUUACGAGAA